This is a messenger RNA of Cuscuta campestris, 1507 nucleotides long. The record is from the annotation of a GenBank genome assembly. Lineage: Eukaryota; Viridiplantae; Streptophyta; Magnoliopsida; Solanales; Convolvulaceae.
AUUGAGAAUUAAUUUGACAAAACAUCUGAUUUGAAAGGACUUUUUUGACUUCUAAAUAUUAACUUAUUUUUAAAUUUGAAAAAUCAUUUCACGCCACUGUCUCGUUCACUUCAACCCCAAUUUCUUUAGGUUUUCUAAAUUCAAAACCCUGUGGCAUGUUCUUCAAUCUUGAGUAAACCCACUGCUACUGCAUGAGUCAAGCGAAUAUACUGAUACCUCACCACCCUUCCAUGGAUCCCGACAAUGGCCUGGACCCGAUUAGCCUCCAUCAGACACAUUCGAGCGAAAACGAUUCAGGAGCUCCCGAGCUUUCUCCAGAUUCCGGUAAAAAAUGGCCAACCAUUCCGACUCCGAAACUGCCUCCGUUGAACGAGAUCGGUUGGCCCAGUGUGUGGCUCCCGCCCAAGUCUGAACCGCGUGUGUUGACCCCGGAAGAGCAGGCCCGUCUGGCCGAUGACCAGGAGCAACAAGCUGCAUUGGAUGUUGUGAUUGAAUUUCUCAGGAAUCAAGAUGUUGCAGAAGAGGAGGACGACGAAGAAUACGAUGACGAGUAUGUAGAUGCAAUCACAUAUGAGAACGGAGACAUCUAUGAUAUGAUAGAGGAAGAGGAUAAGAAGAGGUUUGAUUUUUUUGAGAGACUGUUCGAGGACAGUCAAUUGAUGGAGUAUUAUGAGAAGAACUGUGCGAAUGGAGAGUUCAGGUGCCUCGUUUGUUUUGCUGUGCUGGAGAAAGGCUGGAAGAGGUUCAAGGGCUGCACCUCUUUAGUGCAUCAUUGUCUUUCUAUUGCAAAGACGAGAAAGAGGAAGGCUCAUCGUGCUUAUGCUGUGUCCAUUUGUAAGGCACUUGGGUGGGACAUCAAUAAGCUUAUUCACUCUUCUGAUAAAUCUUCUGAUGCUCUGGGUAACAUUGACAACACCUGUAAAGAGGAUUUGAACCUCUUUGGCAAUAAGGUGAACCUUGUUGAUGAUAAUACUGGUGAAGAAACUGUUCAAAAGAAUUCUAAUAACAAUGGAAGCGAGAAGAAAAAAAGUGGUGGUGCAACUGAGAGCAUUUUGUCGGAUGGUGACAAUAGCAAACAUGUUGAAGUUCUCAGCAGUGCUCAAGAUGUGGAAACUGCUAAUGCAAAGGACUUUCUGAAAGGCCUGGACCCCGCUGUUGCACGUGUUGAGGACUAUCAGGUGGAUAAUGCUCCUGCUGACCUCAAGCAAGACAAAGUUAAUAGCUGAUCAAGUGUUAGUUUUCUUUGCCAGACAACUGCUAGUUUUAUCUCUUACCAAGAGUUUGCGUGUCUGGGAGUGGGACACAUUUGUAGUUUUAUUAUCAAGGCAUGGCCAGUAGGCCGUUAGUAGUCGUGUGUAGUAGAAUGCGGGUUUAACAAGCCUCCCCGGCGUGCUAGAAAUGGUAAUGUGAAUGACUUAGAACUGGCCUUUCAAUAUGUUUUGUUUAAUGACCAAGUGAUCUAGUUCAUGCAUGUUUAUGUUCUUUCACGGACAAGUGAAUGCUUUUU